CCGAGGGCGCCCGGGCCGCUCGUGCACUCCCCGCGGGAGGCUGGCGUUUGGGGGCGUCGCCGCCCCGCCCCUACCCGGCCCGUCCCCGCCCCCGGCCCGCUUCCUCCUCCCGCGCGGCAGCCCCCUGCCUCCGCGCCAUGUCCGCCGGCUGGUUCCGGCGCCGCUUCCUGCCCGGGGGUCCGCUGCCCGCGCCGCGGCCGCCCAGGCCGCGCUCCAGCCCCGUGCCCUACCGGCGGCCCCGCUUCCUGCGCGGCUCCGGCUCGGGCCCCGGCACCGCCGACGCUCCGCGCCGCCCCGACGUCCGGCCCGUGCGCAGUCCAGCGCGGGGCCGCGCACUGCCCUGGAACGCAGGCUACGCCGAGAUCAUCAAUGCGGAGAAAUCUGAGUUCAAUGAGGAUCAGGCAGCCUGUGGGCAGCUGUGCAUCCGGAGAUGUGAGUUUGGGGCUGAAGAGGACCAGGAGUGGCUGACCUCGUGCCCAGAGGAGUUCCUGACAGGUCAUUACUGGGCACUGUUUGAUGGGCAUGGUGGGCCAGCUGCAGCCAUCCUGGCUGCCAACACCCUGCACUCCUGCCUCCGCCGGCAGCUGGAGGCCGUGGUAGAGGGCAUGGUGGCCACUCAGCCCCCCAUGCACCUCAGCGGCCACAGCAUCUGUCCCAGUGAUCCCCAGUUUGUGGAAGAGAAGGGCAUUAGGGCGGAAGAUUUGGUGAUCGGGGCUCUGGAGAGUGCCUUCCAGGAAUGUGAUGAGGUGAUCGGGCGGGAGCUGGAGGCCUCAGGCCAGGUGGGCGGCUGCACAGCCCUGGUGGCUGUGUCCCUGCAGGGAAAGCUGUAUGUGGCCAAUGCCGGGGAUAGCAGGGCCAUAUUGGUACGGAAAGAUGAGGUUCGGCCCCUGAGCUCUGAGUUCACCCCGGAGACUGAGCGGCAGCGGAUUCAGCAGCUGGCCUUUGUCUACCCUGAGCUUCUGGCUGGUGAGUUCACCCGACUGGAGUUCCCUCGGCGACUGAAGGGGGAUGACUUAGGGCAGAAGGUUUUGUUCCGGGAUUACCACAUGAGAGGCUGGAGCUACAAGUGUGUGGAGAAGUCGGAUCUCAAGUACCCACUGAUCCAUGGGCAGGGUAGACAGGCUCGAUUACUGGGAACACUGGCCGUCUCCCGGGGCCUGGGAGACCAUCAGCUCAGAGUCCUGGACACAAACAUUCAGCUCAAGCCCUUCUUGCUCUCUGUCCCACAGGUGACUGUCCUGGAUGUGGACCAGCUGGAGCUGCAGGAGGAGGAUGUGGUUGUCAUGGCAACUGAUGGGCUCUGGGAUGUCCUAUCCAAUGAGCAGGUGGCACGGCUAGUGCGGAGCUUCCUCCCUGGCAACCGAGAGGACCCACACAGGUUCUCGGAGCUGGCCCAAAUGCUGAUACAUAGCACACAGGGAAAGGACGACGGUCUCACAGAGGAAGGGCAGGUGUCCUACGAUGACAUCUCUGUAUUCGUGAUUCCCUUGCACAGCCAGGGCCAAAGGAGCAGUGGCCACUGAGGAUUCAGACGCCACAUCCCAGAACCACUCCAGGGCCGGGUGUAGCCUGGGCGUCCCUCCACCAUGGUCCACAGCAGGCCUACCUGCCCUGCCACCAGACACAAUGGGUUGACACCCCCCAACCCCACCCAUUUCAUGGGGAGCAUUUAUACCAGGCAGUCAAAGCUGGAAGAGUACGGAGAGCCCAGCUCCUCAGGUCCCCUCUUUGGCAGGCAGGAAAGAGCACAGUAUCAAUGGUAACAUCCCUUUACAACGUAGGAAACCCACGUGAGGCUCCUCUGACAGGGUCCUUAGCAGCCCAGUGUUAUUCUCAGAUGGGGACAGCUGGACUAAGGGCAUUGGCUAAGAAUGCCAGGAGGGGCAGAAAAGCCUGUUUGGAUUCAGGUCUCCUAAACCAUAAAUGUCAGGGUAUCUACUCAGUAACCACCAAAGCCCAUGCAUGGUGCCUUAUGGAAAGCUGUGGGCAGCUUCCUAUCUGCUGAACCGAUAUCAGCCCCUGGGGAGACCAGCUCAGGUCCUGCCCUGCUUCCCUCUGCCACUGGAGGUGAGGCACAGGCCCUGGGACUAAAGUUGGGGCAGAACAGAAAGAAGCAAGAGGAUCCCAGAGUUUGCUGAGCAGGGGAUGGCCUCUGACCACUCUUCUCUGGCCCUAGCCCUGCCCUCAGCUGAUGCCCCAAUGCCUUUGGUUUUGUUGCCCCCGCCCCCCCCCAUCACCUCCCUAUUGUUAAAUGUUUGUGUGGAAGAGCCCUUGUGAAUCAUGAAUUGCUGUAAAGCUUGACAUUAUAGUAUACUUUUUGCUCUUUCUUGUUAUUUUCCAAAGAAUCAGUCUUUGCUCCACCUUGCAAGUUUGCCUGUAGUCAGGACUGCAUUUCUCUGCGGGCCUCCCUAGUUCCUGGUAUGGGGUGAGCCCCUGUGAGAGAACUGUGGUCCAGGGAACAGAAAGGUCUGUACCACCAUCUGUGAGCUCUGGGCUUGAUGUACCAGAAGGGGUGCCUUUAACUUGGUUUUGAAUGCCAGUUUCUAUAAAGCAAGAAUUAGCUGGAGACAAGUCA
Molecule: messenger RNA, 2575 nt
Organism: Felis catus (domestic cat)
Lineage: Eukaryota; Metazoa; Chordata; Mammalia; Carnivora; Felidae
Gene: PPM1M
Product: protein phosphatase, Mg2+/Mn2+ dependent 1M
Exons: 10
Coding region: 138-1523 (461 amino acids)
Biological process (GO): protein dephosphorylation
Molecular function (GO): protein serine/threonine phosphatase activity
Source: RefSeq, a predicted model, not a curated record